AUGUAUCUUGACCCGGACCCGCCCAAACCACAGAAUCAGCAGAAACCCCAGGAAAACAACAAGACCACCAUCGCCAAAACCAACACCAACACCACGCAAUCCGCCAUGGACGCGCCGCGACGAAAACCACGAGCUCCCCUCUCGCCGAUAAUCCGACAACGAGCGGAGCGAUUCGAGUCAUUAUCCAAUGAACAUCUCCCCGGAGAAUAUCUCCCCGUACCUCCGUCGACGGUUCGGCUGGUGUCGACAUCACCUUCUCCGGAAACAACGCCUUCGACAACACCCUUGAGAGUUCAACCACCGAUACGAAGCAAGAGAGAUCGCGAGGGAAAUGUGAGACCGGUGACACCUCCUCGCUCGCAACCGCAACCGCAACCCCCUCCACCUCAGUCAGCAGUGUCGGGUAGGGAGACUAGCGUGUCAGAGGCUCGUCUGGGAAUUUCGGCAGAGGGUCGGGAGGAGGAAGAUGUUUCAGAUAUACCUGCUUGGACAACCAACAAGCCGCAGAUUACGGAGCAUGCCUCCAGUUUGACCCUAGUCCCCAAUGAUAGCGGCCAUGAACUACCCAAACUACCUUUUCAACAACCCUUGGAUCAGGAUGACUGGAGUUUGUCCACGCCGUCCGCCGACUAUUCCCGCCAUUCCACUUUGAAUGAGAGUGAAUAUACCCAGAGGAAUCAAUCCAAUCGGUUUAGUAGUGUCGGCGCCGCUUCCACCCGCACCUUCACCCCCUCGACGGAUAUUGAUCUGGAUGACAGUCGAGACUUUGACAAGCAGCCUCACCAUCAUCCUCAAUCUACAGGGUCGGGCCCUGUCAACACGUUUGACAUACCCGCUCCGAGACUGUCAAUCUUGUCAACCGUGCGGGAAGUGCCACCCAGCGACUCAUCCUCGACCGAACGACCACCUUCCGACACUUCAUCCGACCUGCCAUCGUCGGAGCCCGCAACGCAGAUCGUUCGUCGUAGAAGUUUGAAGCGUGCAUAUUCCACGGGAUCAUUGAGGAGGUCUCCCAGUUUUGCAAACCUGCGAGAAGUCAGCACUUCCCCCUCCCCCAGCAGUCCUCACGAUUCACGACCAAAUUGGGGUGCAAUUUCGUUUGAAGCGCCCACCUCUUCACCCAAUUUUGUCUCCUACAAUUCGGGGCAUUCGCAUACCUCAUCCUCCUCUCCCACCCGAAAGGGUCCUGCUAUUCAUAGCGCACACUCUAUCGAAUCCAUCUCCGACCAGGGAGGUUCGCCCAACUUUCGCUCCUACGGCUCCGAUUCCAUCCACUCCAGUCCCGCGCAUUUCAUCAACACUGCCACUUCUAUUGAGUCGAUUAAUUCGAGAUUACAACAUUCAUUGAAUCCCAGCAGUUCGUGGGCUUCACUAAAUGAGGAUAAGGAUUCCCUUCCUCCGUUGAAUAUUCCCAAGAAGCGAGGCAAACAAACAUACGCCCUCCCCCCAACAUCCGCACCCACCUCCGCACCCACCUCCGCGCCGACAUCCACCCCAAUCUACACAUCCUUCACCCCGACACCCGCCGCUCCACUCUUCGACCACUCCGCAUUCGCAGGGGUAGGACCUUCCUAUGUUGCCGGAGAAAUGGACGAAGAGAUUGAUACCCUUCCCUACCCGAAGCGGCCUUUUAGCAGUCAUCUCAGCACCAUUGCGAGUGAGAGUGAUCGUCACAGCCGAUCGGCGAGUCAUCAUCUCAGUCGACUGAGUCACUUUUCUUUGGGAAGUGGGGUGAUGACCGGGGAUGAGGAUAGUUUUGUCGCCACAUCUCCCACGCUUGCUGAAAGAAGGAGGAGGGAUGUUCCUACAGAUUCCCUCGUCUCACAGGCCGCUUCAUCCGCUUUUGAGGAAGAUGCCGGGGAAAUGUCCACAUACCGGGAGGCGUCUGCCAUCCCGCAACCUCUCUUCCGCGCGGGCCAACCCACGAUGCUUCAUAAUUCGAAAAAGUAUAAUGGUCCUCUUCCCCCUCUUCCGCCCAUCCCAUUCAGCGCGAGUAAUGAGGAUAUCGACACGUUAUCUGCACUCCCUUCCCCCAGCUUGAAGACGUCCAAAUCCAGCCGAAGUUUGAAGCACACCCGCAGCAAAAGCACUCCAUCCCACUCCCGCCAACCCAGCCAGAUCAGCAAUGCCGACUCCACGAACCGACACAGUGCAGGAAGCAGCAUUUUCCCCACCUGGGCGAAGCAAUACUACACGGGGAAUGCAGCGUUGAAGAGUAAAAUCUCCCUCCAAAGUCUCCACGGAGAGCCAUCCCGCAGUAACAUCCACUCCCGGCACGCACGGAAUGAAAGUUCCUGGACAGACCGCAGCAUCACCAGUCGUUUGGGGACGGGAUACAGCCAUAUGGAAAACGUCAGUCCCGUGAGCAGCCACUUCCUUCCUGCAAUCUUCCGAUCAGACAAAACCCGCCCCAAGCACGAACGACCGCGAUCCCCUCAAAAGAGCCUCAAGAGUGUAAAAAGUCUCAAAUCCGUCUUUAGCAUCAAAUCCCGUCCCACACCUCCACACCCUCAUCAGAGAAACCACUCCAUCCCAGACUCAGACAUCAUGUCCAUUCGUCCGGAUCCUCUCAACUACCACCCGAAUGAUAGUUAUGAAGAAGAAGAAGUCCUCCCUUCCGGCCAUCGAAAAUGGGGCAAACUCAAAGGUGAAGAUCCUCUGGAAACCAACAACCACCGUCCCAAACGUCUGCCACGGAAAUACUCCAAACAACGCCUCUGGGAUACCAUGGAAUUCCCCCGUCCGAUGACGAAAGAUCGCAUGAGCGAUAAUAAUUCCGUCUCCGCCCUUCCUCCUCUCCCUCCUCAUCUAGGAAAAAGCGGCCGUGCGAGCCAGAGGAGUUUGAAUGUCUAUGAAACCCCUUCAUUUGUGGAGAGUCUCGACACAUUAUUCAAAUCGAGAGGAAACCGCCAAAUUCUCUGUUUUGUCUUGGGGUUUGUCAUGCCGUUGUUUUGGAUGUUGGGGGCUGUUUUACCACUUCCGGAAAUUUCUUCUUCCCCGAGGAGGGGUGAGGAUGAGGAGAAAGGGGAGAUGGGGAUGGGGGAGAUGGAUGGAGGUGGAGGAGGAGAGAUAAUUGCUGGGGAUGUGAGGGUCGGGGAUAUGGAGCGGUGGAGAGAGGAGAGAUGUUGGGCUAAAGCUAGGUGGUGGAGGGUGUUGAAUCGGGUGAUGAGUAUUGUGGGGUUGGGGGUUAUUGCUGCUGUUAUUGCUCUCGUCGUCGUAGCGACGACUUGA
Molecule: messenger RNA, 3231 nt
Organism: Ramularia collo-cygni
Lineage: Eukaryota; Fungi; Ascomycota; Dothideomycetes; Mycosphaerellales; Mycosphaerellaceae
Exons: 2
Coding region: 1-3231 (1076 amino acids)
Source: RefSeq, a predicted model, not a curated record